AACAGCCGGACCAAUCAGUCUCACAGAAGAAGGCUCACGCUCAGGAUCACAGAAAUAGCCAUGAGGUUCUUUGUGGUGCUUGCUCUUGUGGCUUUUACUGGCUGCCAAGCUAGUGUUCUGAGGUCAGACGAACCCCAGAAACAACUGGAACAGGUGACAGAUGCAUUCUGGGACUAUGUUGCCCAGGCAAAACAAACUGCCGAAGAUAAUUUCAAAACCAUCAGAGAGUCUGAGUUUGGUCAGCAAGUGGACGCCAAGAUCACAGACGGUGUCAAAGUAGCCCGCCAAUACGCGGCCAUACUGCACGAUCAGGCAUCUGUUAUUGGUCAGGAGGCGUACGUCAAGGUCUCCGAGCAGGCGGACUGGCUCUCAGAGCGCCUGCAGAAGGAUUUUCAAGAAGUGAAGGCCCAGCUGGAGCCCUACACAGAAGACCUGAGGGUCAAGUUUGAGCAGCAGGUGGAGACGCUGAGGGAGGAGGUGGCCCCCUACACUGAGUCCCUGGAGAAGAGAGUGAAGGAGCUGCGGGAGCAGCUGGGCCCCUACGCCGAGGAGCUGAAGGAGACAGCAGAGCAGUACCUGGAGGAGCUCCGGCAGAAUGCGGCUCCCCUGGCCGAGAGCCUGCGGAAAGAGAUAGUCAGCAAGGCCAGGGUGCUUCAGGACAAACUGGAACCCUACGUAGAACACCUGAAGGAGAACCUGUCCCUGUAUGUUCAGAACAUCAGAGCCCAAGUCACCGCUAUCCAGGAGUCCUUCAACGAUAGUGCUUAGAGUUGAAGGAAUGAGCUUCGUCCCACAACCCUCUGUCUAAUAUCUAAGUUGAUCCAAGCCAACAAAAUAUGCUACAUGAUUAUUUAUACACCUACAAGUACACUUAAAAAGAUUUGUGAGAAAGAUCUCAUUGUCAUGUAAAACAACUGCAACAACUUUCCAACCAAACGAAAUGUGUUUCUUGUAAGUUGAAACCUUGGAAUAUGAAAUAAUGCACAAGAGCCAUUAUUGAUGUCAUGAAUAAAAAAAUUACAGAAA
Molecule: messenger RNA, 1026 nt
Organism: Conger conger (European conger)
Lineage: Eukaryota; Metazoa; Chordata; Actinopteri; Anguilliformes; Congridae
Product: apolipoprotein A-I-like
Exons: 4
Coding region: 61-768 (235 amino acids)
Biological process (GO): cholesterol efflux; very-low-density lipoprotein particle remodeling; cholesterol biosynthetic process
Cellular component (GO): high-density lipoprotein particle; blood microparticle; chylomicron
Molecular function (GO): phosphatidylcholine-sterol O-acyltransferase activator activity; cholesterol binding; phospholipid binding
Source: RefSeq, a predicted model, not a curated record